UGCCUAGCAACGUGGCUGUCGUUUAACAGUUCAGCUGCGUCAGUCAGGUGGCGCAGACUAUGAUCCACUUCCAAACCCUGACCCGUUUCAGAUGAUCCGGUUUGAAGCCAGUCUGACAGAGUGAAGAACAUGCACGAAAACCACGAAGGUGAAAGUCCCAGCCGGAGGCACUCAAAAUCCUCCCUCUCUGUAGACAAGUUCCUGGCAAGCUGCAGCUUGUCUGCAGACAAGCACACAAGCUUCUUAAGACCUUCUACUGCAAGCAGCAGCAAAAGCAGGUCUUCUUCCAGGGACGGUGGGAAGUGUCACAGUGAGAACAAAUCCAAACUUGUGGAUGCUGCGCUCAGUGACAUCCAGCAGAUCAGAGAAACCCAAAAGAACCUUGAGAAAUCCCUGCAAACCUUGAAAACUGAGUACCAGCGGGACCACAACCACAUGCUGCAUGUGAUGGAGGAAGAAAUGUCAAGACUGAACGUUUUGGAGCGGGAACUCGCUUACCUGACUGAGCUUCAUCAGAGGGAAACGUCGAACUUGAAAGAGGAGAUAAGCAGCAUAAAGGAUAUCAUUGACUUUCAGUAUAACUGCAAAGCGGAGGAGUUUUCUGUGGCGCUGGACAAAUGUCAGAGCCAUCUCCUGAAGAUGGAGCUGCAGCAGCAGCAAGAGAUGGAUCUUCUGAGACACGAAGACAGCACAGCACAGAUUAUCAUCGCAAAGCUAAUCAAAGGGCUGCUUGUUGUCAUGUCGACCAUCUUGGUGUUUGUGUGCACACUGAACCGAGUCGUCUUGAUUUUCAAGUCAUCCAAGCACAUCCUCUCUGCUGUGCUCCUGGCUGUCUUCCUCUUCCUGUUAUUUAAGUACUGGAAUACUGUUAGCUGAUUGGAGUCCAAGAAGAUGCAAAAAAUAAAACUUUUUGAAAACCAUC
Messenger RNA from Poecilia latipinna (sailfin molly), 922 nucleotides. Its product is annotated as transmembrane and coiled-coil domains protein 1-like. Lineage: Eukaryota; Metazoa; Chordata; Actinopteri; Cyprinodontiformes; Poeciliidae. The transcript is spliced from 4 exons. Gene Ontology annotation, cellular component: endomembrane system. The coding region runs from base 130 to 876 and encodes 248 amino acids. The record is from RefSeq and is a predicted model, not a curated record.